AGCGUGUCUGACAUUUGAGCCCAGUAGGAGAAAAGCGCACAGAGCCGAACAUCCAAUGGGUCAAUCAGAGCGAGUUUCCUCACUGACUGGAUUCUGUCUUCAGUCGGAGCUUCUGUCCUGAGUGAUCCCCCGCUGCUUUACGCACAGUGUUCUUGGAGAGUUUCUUUUUUUCCCACCACCUCCUCCAAGAAAGUAAACUAAAGAAGAAGCGCGGCGGACGCAGCGAUGACAGCCGAGUUUAUUCCACUUCGAAGUCAUUGAGAGCCGCAUCCCUGCUGCGCUGCAUCCGAUCCGACUGAGCCCUUCUGGGAAGAUACAAAGGAGAUACAAGGAUGAAUUCCGCUUUCAUAGCAGUGUUACUUGGAGUGGUUGGUGCUCUGGCCAAUAAGGAGAAAUGUGCCUCAGGCAAGUAUACGACCGGCGGAGAAUGCUGCGAGCAGUGCCCACCCGGCGAGGGCGUCGUCAAACCUUGCGGAGCCGCGCAGACUGUUUGCGCCCCGUGUCUUGACAGUGAAACCUUCUCAGAAAACUUCAGUCACACAGAAAAGUGCGAGGCCUGUACAAUCUGCUCGGGUCUGUUCCGCAUGAAGGCGCCCUGCACAGACUCCAACGACGCCACCUGCGUGUGCAACUAUGGCUACUACCUGAAUGACAUGUCACAGCGGUGCGAACCGUGCACCAAAUGUCCUGAAGGCCAGGGCAUGCUGUACAGCUGCGAGCCCGACCAUGACACAGUGUGCGAGGAGUGCAACGGGGACACCUACUCGGAUCAGGAAAGUUCUCGCGAGCCCUGCAUCCCCUGCACCACCUGCGAUGAAGGGGAAAUGUUACAUCCCUGCACGUCUGUCACUGAUACAGUUUGUCAAGUUACCUACCCUUCAGUGACACCCACGUUUUACUCCACGCCCACCGAUGAUGAUGUUAUACCAGAAGACCCCCCAUCAGAGAGCACCACAGAGAGCCCGACCACCACUAAUGGGGAUUCUCAGGAGCGUCUAUACCAAGGUCUGAACGACAAGCUCAUACCCAUCUACUGCUCCAUCCUGGCAGCAGUCGUGGUCGGCCUUGUGGCCUUCAUCAUCUUCAAGAGGUGGAACAGCUGUAAGCAGAACAAGCAAGGGGCCAACAACUGCACAGCCAACCAGAACCAGACGCCGUCACCUGAGGGGGAGAAGCUGCACAGCGACAGCGGCAUUUCUGUGGACAGCCAAAGUCUGCAGGAGCAGCAGGCCCAGACUCAGGCACAGACAGUUGUCACCAUGGAUGAAGAGCCUUGUUUGCUCCUUCCUCUUCACACCAGAGAGAAAGUAGAGAAGCUGCUGUUCAGGGGCAACGAAGGAAAAGACUGCAACCACAUGGACGACAGCGACUGGUGCAACCUGGCAGGCCUUCUGGGAUACGAGGAGGAACGCAUCGCGACUUUCCGGCAGGAAGAACAUCCUGUCCGAGCGCUCCUGUCCGACUGGGCGAGCAAGGACUGCGCCAGCAUCGACGCCCUGUGUAAGGCGCUGCGGAAGAUAAACCGCGAAGACAUCGCCCAGAGUCUGGUGCUAAGCCCGAGUGCCGCAAAGCCGACCGCCACCUCUGUCGUGUGAUUUAAGCUCAACAGUGAGCGAAAAACCGCCUGAAUCUUAACCUUAAUAUUCUUCCGUGGCCUCCCACAUUCCACAUAAAUCAUGCUAUAGGCGCUUUAAGCUCUUCCCUCAUGAAGCCAGCAGUCACAGUGAUGAUCAAGUAUCAUGAAUCCUGAAGAAUUAUUUGUGUUUGUUAUUCAAGGAAAGACCAGAAAUUAGACAAAAAAAACUGAAUGAAUAUACCUGAAUGUACCUGUAAUCAAAUCCGUCAAAGGAAGUCACUUAACCGUCAGGAUUUACUUGUAAUCAAUCACUCUCACAUAUUAACAUCCACACGAGGAAAAUAGUUUAUAAUCAUUCGAUUUUGAGCGGGAACAUCCGCCUGCCUUUCACAUCCAGCUUACCGUCUUCACACUCUAUUAACCUUGGAGCAGCAACGUGACUUUAUCGCGGAUGGCUCUUUCAUUGCUACGUAACAACUACAACUCGAUCUUUAUUCUUCCUUUCUUCUUAAAACACGUAUAAACAGCGUGACCCUUAAUUGUAGCCAUCAUAAGCCAGUGUUGUAUCUUUAAAUGUUACUUUACAAGUCUAUGUUACCAAAGGAAGAAGAGAAAAUGCCGUGAAGACUGUACCAGACAAGCAACAUUAUUUACAUGCCGUGUUAGAUAGUUUGAAUUUAAGUUGUCAAGUGGCUUGUGUCUGUUGCUGUUUCCCGAUAAGGCCUGCAUACCGCAGAGUAUCUGGAUCUUUGACAAAUAUGACUGAGGAAGGAUGCUUGGAUGUGUUUCAAAUGAACUUCCAGUCCAGCUAUUUACUUUUAUUUUUGUAUUUGAUUUAAGACAUUGAGCUGCAGCACACGUGGAAUUAAUCUCGACUUUGGAUUCAUUUUGAUUUUUUUUUCUUUCUUUUUUUUAACAAGUGCUAUAAGAACUGCUGGCUGGACUCUGUUGGUCCUUGACCAAGGCAACAUGAGACACUAUUCUAUGUGCUCUGGCCUAUCUGCAUAACACAGGAGCUCCCACAGACUCCUUCAUACUGACCUAGAAAAAGGGACCGGACGUCGAACUCAAAUCACCCAGUAACAACAAUGUAUACUGUAUGUACAUAGGCAGACAAGUGCACAUACAUACUGUACAUACAUACACACAUAGGCCGACAGUACGUAACCAUGCAUGCAUGUACUAUACAAACACACGCACACACACACACACACACACACACUCUCAUUUGUUGUAGAAGACACAGAAAACUUAAGAUCCUGCCAUAUACUGAGUGGAAAACUCUCAUGAGGGGACCAUAAAUUGUUUAAUCUCAUUAUUAGUAGCCAAUAUAAAGUUAAAAAAAUUGAAAUCUAUAUAAUUUGCAAUGUGUGCUAUAGAUGGUGAAAUAACAGUAAACAGCAUGCAGAAACUAGCAACUCAUUGUCAGCCAGUGCACAAAUUCACAAAGCAUAAUAAUCAGGAUGCAAAACUAAAAAUCCAGGGUUUUCUAUCUUUUUCGCUUCGUUUCUCAGGGUAUCUUGAACGAUUGUGUUACUACAUCAAUAUUACACUUAUUAUUGCACCCUGUGUAAUUAACCGAACAAUGUGUAGAAACUAUCUUUAUCCAACGCAUUGAUUCUUGCGACUGACAAUCCUUCAAACAGGUGAAUAAGAGAGGGAAACGGGCCAGAGGUAAAAAAAAAAAAAAAAGAAAGAAAGAGGGUGUCUUGUUUCCUCAUUGUUUGCAACAAUGACAUCUGGAUAAAAGGCAAGUCAGUGGAGACAUAAGUCAAAGGAUGUGGGAUGAAUUCAGACCGAGGGAAAGCGGAAAAGUUUUGGAUUACUUAAAUGUAAAGGUGAAACCCAGGAAUCUACGUUUGCAUUAAUCAGCUUGUUUAAUCAUGCAUCCCUCUCUCCUCGUGGCGAUAUGUGCUUUGUGUCGCACCCAUUUGGUUUGAAGCAUACUUCAGAAAUGUGACUAAGCUGCCAGCCUGGCACCUGUCUGCGUUCUGUCUUUUUUUUUGUUCGGCGUCUGCUUGCGAGUGAUAUAUUUGAAGGAGCAAAUGCUACAGUAAAACUCACCUGUAUCACCGACUUCAUCUGUUCUCUGGUAUUCAGAUUGUACAUUGUUACUAACCACUAGCAUACUGAGCUUCAUGCUGUAGUGUUAUUUUAAAAUGAAGGUAUUCUCACUCUAAGGGGUUGUUGUAUUUUAAUUCCAAAAAAAAAAAAAACUGUAAAUGGUGUUAUGUUUCUUUUAUUGUCCCUAUAGAUUGUAGCACUUAAAUGUGUGAUUAUGUACGUCUGUUUUGCAUCGCAAGUGCCUGGGAACUCUUUCAGGUGUCCGCUGAUGUUGUACAUUUAUGUUUUCGUAAGUAGCUGUUGUAUUUUUUACUUGUAAAUAUAUUUUUUGUUGUUUUUAGUUAAAGCCUACAGAGCGCUACUGUACAAUAUCUAUGUGACCGGGACAUUGUUACAAUAUCAGUGCUGUCCUAAGUUUAAAAGGGUAAGAAGGGAAAACGGAAGGGACGUGCCUUCGAGGUACUUGGUGCAAUUACCACAUUAAUCACCAUCAGAGUGUAUCCAUGUAGUGCGUCAUUAAGACCGGACGUGAAUCGGAAAAAACACAAAUUUAAAAUAUUUUCGAGGCUAAUCAAAACAGGAAAGGCUCUAGUAGUAAAACAUCACCUGCCAUUAUAAUACACUAUUUAAUAUUUAAGUGCCCUUUGAGUCAAUCACUUUGCCAGUAUUUGACAUUUUCACAAGAUCCCAAGGGAGCUGAAUGUCUAAAAGAAAUUUGCACAAGCAAGAUUUUACAGUCACUAAUCUGUGAGGUAAACUAGGACCAAAUCUGCUUUUGCAAUUACAGACAGACAGAUUCAUUUAAAAGUCACACAAAAUUUGUUUAAAUAUGAGUUUGCUCUGGCUAAUUUGUUAUUUAUUGGCUACUGUAGCUGUAAGCAGGACUGAGGGAAACCUGUCUCCACUUGGAUUGUGACACUUAAGAGAAUAAUUUUGUUUUUGUUUUUUUAUUAUAGAUGUCUUCAUUAUUAGCCAUUACCACAGAAUGACCAUUCCUGAAAGCCCUUUGUUGAUUGUACUAUAGCUAAGUCAACACUAUCUAUCUAGAGUUAGUCCUCCUGUCAGUAACUGUGUCUGAAGACGGAGACUUUUCCCUUGGACAGUAUUUGUUUAAUCUGAUGGAUAUGAGAGAUUUAAUUGAGCAACGGUGGACCAGACGUUGAGUUGCUUGUACAGUUAACGCAAUUGAAGGUGAACGUGUUUUGACAUUGCACUUGAAAGUAACAAAGUAAUCAUGAGUGUGAAGGGGGUGGGGUGGGGGAGGACUAAGUUUUAGGAUAAAGGUUUUCAAAGCCCUGGCUCACAGUGACAAGACUGACAGUGCACCAGGACUGAAAUGUACAGAUCUGAGAAAUACUGAAUGUUCCUUGUAUACUAAUACAUAUACUGUACUAUACUUAAUGUGAAUUUGCAAAAUUCCUACAUCAGACAAGCAGUAAAACCAAUAAUAAAG
Messenger RNA from Larimichthys crocea (large yellow croaker), 5093 nucleotides. It is a transcript of the gene ngfrb, whose product is annotated as nerve growth factor receptor b. Gene Ontology annotation, cellular component: cell surface; plasma membrane. The record is from RefSeq and is a predicted model, not a curated record. Lineage: Eukaryota; Metazoa; Chordata; Actinopteri; Sciaenidae. Bases 333 to 1595 code for a protein of 420 amino acids. Gene Ontology annotation, molecular function: nerve growth factor binding; death receptor activity; coreceptor activity. Gene Ontology annotation, biological process: Rho protein signal transduction. The transcript is spliced from 6 exons.